AUGAGUGUAACCCCUAUCAAUGUGUAUUCGAUCCCUGAAUUGCGCCAAACUUUAGAUGCAGAUAUUUCAUCAGAAUUAAAUAGAUUGAAUUUUAAAGAAGUGUUCACUUAUGUGGAUAUGAAGUUGGUCAUUGGUUACAGUAUUGGUAUGGUUGCAGGUACUAGUUUCAUUAUUGACAAAAAUUUUGAUUAUAAAGAAACGAUUAAUUACCAGAAACUGUUAGUUUUAUUUUAUGUAAUACUAUCUGGUGCAUUUUGGUGGUUAACUAAUAUUUUCCAGAAGAAUGUAAUUUAUACGGGAGAAAAUGUCAAGGAAGAAUGCAAAGUUGUCAUCAGAUCUCAUUUUGAGAAUAAUAACCCUAUUUAUAUAUUAGUUAUUGAGAAAACAAACACAAAGACAGGUAAAGUUGAAACAAUUAAUGCUAAUUUACCAGUUAAUAAGGUCUUUAAUGAAGCAGGGUAUUUACAAAAGAGCCUGUAUUUUGAAUGGUUGAAAGAUCAACUAGAGAUGUCUGCUAAGAAAGAUUUAUGA
This is a messenger RNA of Tetrapisispora phaffii CBS 4417, 531 nucleotides long. RefSeq names its product signal peptidase complex subunit SPC2 (gene SPC2). Gene Ontology annotation, cellular component: signal peptidase complex; membrane. Lineage: Eukaryota; Fungi; Ascomycota; Saccharomycetes; Saccharomycetales; Saccharomycetaceae. The transcript has a single exon. The record is from RefSeq and is a predicted model, not a curated record. Bases 1 to 531 code for a protein of 176 amino acids. Gene Ontology annotation, biological process: protein targeting to ER.